Gasterosteus aculeatus aculeatus (three-spined stickleback) is the source of this 1392-nucleotide messenger RNA. It is a transcript of the gene pbk, whose product is annotated as PDZ binding kinase. Gene Ontology annotation, biological process: peptidyl-serine phosphorylation. NCBI's taxonomy places the organism in Eukaryota, Metazoa, Chordata, Actinopteri, Perciformes, Gasterosteidae. Gene Ontology annotation, molecular function: ATP binding; protein serine/threonine kinase activity. The record is from RefSeq and is a predicted model, not a curated record.
CAUUCGUUCGGUUUGUUCCUCUGCGGCUUCCGUCCCCGCAGCCCGCUGAGGCGGAAGCAACAUUUUGAAUAUUCUGCGCGGUCCCAUUUCAGAAAUCAACGUCUGUAAGUGACAUUGAAAGACGAAGCAGAAUGGCCUCCUCCUCCACGGGCAUCAAUGAGAGCGUUUUCAAGACCCCUAAAAACAGCCGAGUGAAGAGCUUCGGAAGCAACGGGACCCCGGUCACCAUCCCGGCCUCCCCCUUCAUGAAGAAGCUGGGCUGUGGGACCGGAGUCAACGUUUACCUCAUGAACAGAGUGGGAAAGUUGAAUGCGUCUCCCUGGGCUGUCAAGAAGAUCAACACCAAGUGUGCAAACAAACAGGUGGCGAUUUACCAGAAACGGCUGAAUGAGGAGGCAGAGGUCCUGAAAGGAAUCAAUCAUCCAAACAUUGUUGGGUUUCGUGCCUUCGCCACGGCCAAAGAUGGAUCCAAGUGUCUAGCGAUGGAGUACGGAGGAGAGCAGUCACUCAAUGACCUGAUUGAGAAGAGGAAAAAGGACGGCCUGAAAGCUUUCCCAGCGGCCAACAUUGAAAAAGUAGCGCUGCACGUUGCCCGUGGCCUUCAGUAUCUCCACAAUGAAAAGAAGCUGCUGCACGGCGACAUAAAGUCUUGUAACGUUGUCAUCAUGGGCGACUUUGAGACCGUCAAGAUCUGCGACGUUGGUGUGUCUCUGCAGCUGGACGAGAACAUGAGAGUGUCGGACGCAAAGGCGGAGUACAUCGGCACGGAGCCAUGGAAACCGAAGGAAGCUCUGGAUGAGGGAGGAGAAAUCACUGACAAGGCGGACAUUUUUGCGUACGGUCUGACUCUGUGGGAGAUGAUGACACUGGCCAUGCCUCAUCUGGAGAUGUUGAUGGAUGAUGAUGAGGAGGAGGAGGAGGAGACUGAAGAGGACUCGAUGGAGGACAGUUUUGACGAGGACGCGUACUACGAGAAGCUGGGCACGAGACCGGCGCUGGACUUCGAGGCUCUGGGCAGCUCGUACCGCAGGACGGUGGAGCUGUUCUACCUCUGCACCAACGAGGACCCCGAGACGAGACCCUCAGCCGCACAGAUUGUUCAGGCUUUAGAGACAAAUUCCCUGCUGGAAAAAACGCCCAAUGAGGUGAUAGUUAUCGACUGAUGUUAGACGAGCAUGAACUUAAGCCGUAGUCAUAAAUCACUAGUUUGUGCCUUUGGCACGUAGGCUGAAGGUCACGUCCAUCUUUACUGUAAAUCUGACUCUGAAUAGCACAUUACUUGUCUUUUGUCAUGUAUGCUUUUACUUUCUUUCCUGUUUAGGUGUCUUUUAUGUAUGUUUCUGCACUUCUGUAAGCGUCGACAUUUCUUAAUAAAAGCUCUACAUUUCGCAC